AUGGCGUGCAGAUGCUGGGGAGGUUCUGAGAUUCCCCCAAGCUGGCCCAAUGCAGGCUGGAGCGCCUACAGGUCACUUGCUCUCUUUUUCGCCCUUGUGACUUCAGUGAACUUGAUAGGUAUUCCUCAGCUGGUGGAUCCUACCUUCCCAGGUACUGUCACUUGCAAUGAAAAUGGAAUAACAGUAGAGUUCCCAAGCGAUCUUGAAGCCAAGGCAUGGCACGCAUCUGUGGUGGAUCCCUCCGGUUUUGAGAUGCCUAACUGCACUUAUGUCCUGGUCCCAGAGAAGCUCACCUUGACGGCUUUCUACAAGACCUGUGCCAGGGAUGUGCAUGGUGGGCACCAGAUGAACAUCAGACUCAUAAACAGCUCUGCUUUAAAACACGAGGCUGUCACUUAUCAGUUCUUCUGUCCAGUUAUGCAAGUAGAAGAGACUUAUGAGUUCUCAGGAUCCACAGUCUGCAAGAAGGAUUUCAUGUCUUUUUCCUUUCCGCAGAUUUUCUCUGGCUUGGCUGAUGAAAGUGAGAAUAUCAAACCUCAAAUGGGAUGGAUGGUUGACUUUGGUGAUGGUCCCAGAGCCCAAAGUGUGACCCUGUCAGAGGCCAUGGAACAAGGAUUUAGUCUCCUGUUUGACAACCGCAAGAUGACCCUGCAUGUGCCAUUCAAUGCCACUGGAGUGACUCGCUAUGUGCAAGGUAACAGUCAUCUCUACAUGGUGCCUCUGAAGCUUUCGUUUGUAUCUCCUGGGCAGAAGAUCACCUUUUCGUCACAGCUUAUUUGUGUGUUAGAUCCCGUGACUUGCAAUGCCACACACAUGACUCUCACCAUACCGGAGUUUCCUGGGAAGCUGAAGUCCGUAAGCAUCGAAAACAGGAACAUCGCAGUGAGCCAGUUGCAUGACAGUGGGAUUGAAAUAGAAGCAACAGAUGGCUUGAGAUUACAUUUCAGCAAAACUCUUCUUAAAACAAAGUUCUCUGAAGGAUGUCCAGUCUACCGGUUCUACUUAAUGUCAGUCAAGUUGACCUUUUACCUUCGACUGGAGAUAGUAUCCAUGGUGAUUUUUCCUGAGUGUCCCUGUGAGUCACCAGUUUCUAUAGUUACAGGUGAGCUGUGUACCCAGGAUGGAUUUAUGGACUUCGAGGUCUACAGCCACCAAACAAAACCAGCUCUCAACUUGGGUACCCUCAGGGUGGGAAACUCAUCUUGCCAACCUGUCUUCAAGGAUCCAUCUCAGGGGCUGGUACAGUUUCACAUACCCCUGAAAGAAUGUGGAACAAGACAUAAGGUUAGUUCUGGAAGGUGGUAAGAGGUUAAGACUUUGAAAAUGACAGUGAAGUGCUAUUAUAACAGCGAUGACGUGCUGCUAAGUGCCAGUGUCAAAAGUCUGCCUCCUCCAGUGGCCUCAGUGAAGCCAGGUCCACUGGCCUUGAUCCUGCAAACCUACCCAGACAACUCCUACCAACAACCUUACAAGAAAAAAGAAUACCCAAUAGUGAAAUACCUCCGCCAACCAAUUUAUAUGGAAGUGAGAGUCCUCAACAGGGAUGACCCCAACAUCAAGCUGGUCUUAGAUGACUGUUGGGCAACGUCCACUGCGGAACCAGCCUCUCUCCCCCAGUGGAAUAUUGUCGUGGAUGGUUGUGAAUAUAGCCUGGAUAACUACCAAACUACCUUCCAUCCUGUUGGCUCCUCCGUGACUCACCCUAAUCACUAUCAGAGGUUUGAAGUGAAGACCUUUGUCUUUGUAUCAGAGGCCCAGGUAUUCUCCAGCCUGGUCUACUUUCACUGCAGUGCUUUAAUCUGCAAUCAGCUCUCUCCUGAUUCCCCUCUGUGUUCAGUGACAUGCCCGGUAUCAUCUAGGCACAGGCGAGCCACAGGGGCCACUGAAGAAGAGAAAGUGACAGUCAGCCUCCCGGGACCUAUCCUCCUGUUGUCAGAUGGCUCCUUGCUCAGAGAUGCUAUAGACUCCAAAGGGCACAGGACUGCAGGAGACGUUGCUUCUAAAACAAUGGCUGCUGUGGCUGCCUUAGCAGGUGUGGUGGCAACUCUAGGCUUCAUCUGUUACCUGCGCAGGAAAAGAACCAUGAUGUUAAAUCACUAACUGGACUUCCAAAUAAAGUAGUUGAAGUAAGCCUCUUGCCUUCUAUUAAGAUUA
Molecule: messenger RNA, 2154 nt
Organism: Galeopterus variegatus (Sunda flying lemur)
Lineage: Eukaryota; Metazoa; Chordata; Mammalia; Dermoptera; Cynocephalidae
Gene: ZP2
Product: zona pellucida glycoprotein 2 (sperm receptor)
Exons: 17
Biological process (GO): prevention of polyspermy; binding of sperm to zona pellucida
Cellular component (GO): egg coat
Molecular function (GO): acrosin binding; structural constituent of egg coat
Source: RefSeq, a predicted model, not a curated record